GAGAGAGGCUUCAUCAUCAGUCCUUAAGGGAAUGGUAUAAACUGUAUGAAAUGGCAGAUGUCUCUAACAGAAUAUAUAUCGCAUAGCACUUGAAAGAAGCAGUCCUCUCUUCAAGAACCAUACAGUUGUAAAGAAGCCUUUUUUAAAAGCCAAACAAUGCAACUAAGAUCAACAAUUGUUGUGAUUGUACAUUUUCUUCAAGGCUUCAUUGUGGAUGGGCAGGCAAUAUGCAAAAGCUACUUGACUUCAGAAUGGCAAACACAGCCCACAGUGCACACAGUGAAGUGGUCCCUGACCCAAAACAUCUGUUCCAACUUCUACACAGACUGCUGGAAUACUGGUGCAGAUCUUGAAAGGAAUGCCAUAGAAAAGUUGAAUACUCUUCAGCUUUGUCCUCUUCAACUUCAGUUAGGAGACACACUCUUCAUUUCGUCUGAGCCAUCUUUUCAAUCACAUGGAAUGAACCUGGCUAAUGUUUCCAUGGAAGACUUUAUUAGCUGCCCUAAAAAAGAUGUCCCUCAAAAACAACUAAUUUUUGGUUGCAGAUUAAGUGGGAUGCACCAAAUUGACCCACAGUGGCUUGGAACUGGAACACAUUACUUUGCGGAAGUCCCAAACCAAGGCCCACAUUUAUGUCAUUUAGGGCUUAGACUGAAUGUGACAGUGAAACCCAACCUUUGCCAGCAGUCGCCAAGUGCACCGUCUUGCUCUGGACGUGGCAAAUGUCUAAGUCAUGUCUGGGAUGAAGCAUAUAGCUGCCGCUGUAACCAGCCAUAUUCAGGACAAUUCUGCCAAGAAUUUGAUGAGUGUUUCAGUAAACCUUGUUACAAUAAUGCCACCUGCAUUGGCAAAGGAAAAAAAGGGGAUCAUGGUGGAGAUGCCUAUGAAUGCAUAUGCCCUCCAUUGUUUGUAGGCAAGAACUGUUCAGAGAUAAUCGGACAAUGCCAGCCACAUAGUUGCCUCAAUGGCAAUUGCAGUAAUGUUACUCCAAAUACUUACAGGUGUCAGUGUGGAAGAGACUCUGCAGGUCCAUUUUGUGAAGACAGAACUGAGCCUUGUAAUUCCCAGCCAUGCCAGAACAAAGGGGUAUGCCAUAAUAAUCCUUCUGGAUACAUUUGUGAUUGUCCUGCUGGAUUCCUAGGUCAUGACUGUCAAAUGGAUGUCAAUGAAUGCUUAUCAAGACCAUGUCGAAAUGGAGGCACAUGCACUGAUAUGGCAAAUGAUGUUGUAUGUGCCUGUCUGCCAACAUUCAUGGGAAAAUUCUGUGAAAAAAAUCGAACAACCUGUGAGCCAUCCCCCUGUCUAAAUAAUGGCACCUGCGUAGUUGAAUUGAAAGGCUAUCGUUGCAGCUGCGUGCCAGGAUACACUGGAAAGAACUGUGAAGAAGUAACUGACUACUGCAGGCUGCUCAGCAUCAACUGUCUGAAUGAAGGAUUAUGUCUCAAUAUAAUUGGAGGAUUCCGUUGCCUCUGUGCUCCAGGAUGGACAGGAGAAUUUUGCCAAUUUGUAGAAAAUGCUUGUUUAAUUUACUCUGACCAUUGUCAAAGUGAAUCUACUUGUGUUGAUGUGAGUCAGUCAAAGCUCAAACCACAAAUUGAAUGUGAAUGCCCACUUGGUUUCACAGGGUUGUUUUGUGAGACAGAAGUCGAUCAAUGUGAUUCUAAUCCAUGCAAACAUGGAGGAUUAUGCAAUGACUUCAUCGGGCAUUUUAAGUGCAUCUGCCCUUUAGGAUUUGAAGGUCAAGAGUGUGAAGUUGAUAUUGAUGCAUGUUUACUUCACAAUAUAAGCUGCAGCCCUGGAGCUCAGUGUGUGGACAAACCAUACCAACUUGCUUAUAUGUGUGGGACAGCAUGCCAGGAAAAUGAAAUGUUGUGUGCGAAUGGAGGAAGAUGCUUCCAAGAUGAAGAAAACCAGGGUUAUCAGUGUGUCUGUGCUCCUGGAUGGACUGGAACUACAUGCCUGGAAAAUAUUAAUGACUGUGAAGUGAAUUGGUGUGAGAAUGGCAGCACUUGUGAAGAUGGAAUCAAUGAAUACAGAUGUGUGUGUCCUCCAGGUUAUUCUGGUACAUUAUGUGAACUCGGCUUAGACCCUUGCAUUCAAAACCGAUGUUCAGACUAUGGCUUUUGUCGGGCCCAUUUGAAUAAUUAUACCUGCCACUGCAUGCUUGGCUAUGAAGGACCAUUCUGUGAAGUGGAAGCUAAUGAAUGCUCAAGUUCACCCUGCAAAAAUGGGGCCACCUGUUUGGAUUUAAUUGGCCACUUCUCAUGUCAGUGUGUCGCAGGCUUCAAAGGGUUACUUGAAGUAGGAAGAUGA
Messenger RNA from Hemicordylus capensis (graceful crag lizard), 2313 nucleotides. RefSeq names its product protein eyes shut homolog. The transcript is spliced from 12 exons. Lineage: Eukaryota; Metazoa; Chordata; Lepidosauria; Squamata; Cordylidae. Gene Ontology annotation, molecular function: calcium ion binding. Gene Ontology annotation, biological process: heterophilic cell-cell adhesion; establishment or maintenance of epithelial cell apical/basal polarity. Gene Ontology annotation, cellular component: plasma membrane; protein-containing complex. The record is from RefSeq and is a predicted model, not a curated record. The coding region runs from base 157 to 2313 and encodes 718 amino acids.